Messenger RNA from Ostertagia ostertagi, 576 nucleotides. Lineage: Eukaryota; Metazoa; Nematoda; Chromadorea; Rhabditida; Trichostrongylidae. The record is from the annotation of a GenBank genome assembly.
AUGCCUCGUGCCUGUGAUGCUAGCGAACUCGGAACACCUGGACCUUCUCUUUCAUCUUCCUAUGUGUUUUGUCGAAUAAUGGAUGACAGCUGGGGCUGCGAGCAAGACUUUUUUGCAGUCUCACCAUUUGGAGGAUCCCAAACGUUGAACGAGUUGGUUGAUGGAUUAACUUCGAGGAAACCGACGAGCACUGAUACGAUCUCGUACAAGUCUGCUCCCACGGAUGAUGUUCAAGUGGUGCCUUGUGUUAUCAGGAAGAAGCCGCGGUUUGCGCCAAAGAUUCUAAAAAAGAAGAGCUCGUUGAAUAAAGUGUCAAAGGAACCGAAUGUGAAACACGUCACGUUUGAGGUACAGUGGGCCUCGGGUGUGGUGUCUCGGGAAGGCAACAUACAGGAUCGCAGUGCAGCUCGUGAACGCCUUGUUAUGUCGUUGGGAGGCAAAGCACCAAAAGGAAGAGCUGUGAAUUACAAGAUUCUAAAGAAAGAGCGGAAAGAGAAGAAGGAAGAGGAGACCAAGAAAGCAGCAGAAAUGAAGGCUCUACUUCGAGUCAAUCCAGCAAAGAAGAAGAGGAAGUAG